UGUACGUAAUGGAGUCCAUGUUAUAAAGAAAAAGUUGUAAUCGUGAAAAUACGUAAUUGUGAUAAAAAUAUCAAUGAAAUCUCAGUGCUAGUAUAAAUAUUUGAGUUCAUAUGAAUGAUCUAAUUUAUAUAAUAUGGAUGCCAACGUUUACGUUACGCUUACAAACAACCUCGUUUUCUCAAUGAUUUCGACUAACCUUGUGCGUAAAUCGUGUUUCGUGCCACAAACUUCUGCGAUCUGAGCUGCGACGAGAACAUUUAUGGUUUUACGGGGCCUUAACCAAAAGACAGAUGAAGGUAUGGCUUCGGACCAGCCUGUUAAAAAGAAGCAGAGGAUAGACGGUCCGGAUAUUGACGAGGGAAGCGACAAGUCCGCUGAUGAUAUACUCACGGACAUAUACGACACGGAGAUACCUCCAGCGGACAACUCAGGUGAUUUUAUCACCAGGAAUGGUGAAUCUCCCGACAGCGGAACCGUGAGUGAGGAUGCUGUGGACUGUUCAGCCAUCCUGAGGCUGUCUACAGAAGCAAACGCGAAUAUAACACCGUCAUGCUCAAAUAACACCCUCAAUUGGACUUCCGCUGAUGACAAACUUCUCGCAGAGCUCACUGUGGUACAAAAUGCACUCGUCGGACAAUGUUUAUGUGGCUUAAACAACAAUGCCCUAUCGGAGCUGUUUGAUAGAAGGUUACACAUUGCAGCAUGGCCAAUAACUUGUUCAUUAACUUACCUCUCUACUAUGCAGUUGAUGUUCGAUGUAUAUUUGAAGCAAAACAACAAUGGGACCAUAUGCUCAAAGCUCAUGUAUACCUGUGACAUGUUUGUACGAAACCGGCACGACUGGAUUACAGAAGUAGUGGAGUUGUCGGACCACAAAAGUAAGUUCUUAACAUUUGUAGCGUCUAGAGUUCUAGCGAGCUUUCUCAUUGUAUCUAAAGACACAGUAGACGAAAACUGGCUACAGCAAAUCACCGAGAAUGUCUACCUAUUUGAUAGAAUAAACAGAGUAACCGUGCAGAAGAUUAAUUUUAGUCUCGAUAUCAUUAAGAGGAUAGUCGAAUGGAAAGACGUGGAGCAGCAUCCUUUAGACGAGAGUAGAGGUAGCAUGGUGCAGGAGGAUAAUCCGUUUAGAAUUAGUUCUAGCUACAAUACAAGCACAACUUCUCAAGUGCCAUCUAGUUCUAACGAUGCAAACUUGCAUAGAACUUUUUCCAAUCUGCAAACACAAAGCUCUCCGUCUACAUCAACCGAUGAAACACCAGAGAGGCCGUUCAAACUUAAUGAACCGGUGCUCAAGUUGACACCACCUCAAACGAAUGGAGACGAACCAGUGUCACCGGAACCUCCACCGAGGAUGGAAAGGGUUAACGUCAAUGGAUGCGUUACUGUUGUUUUGACGGACUCUGAGUCAUUUGAUACGUCCCACAUCAAAUGUCUAAUGAUAAAAACAUUGGAGCACCACUGGCCUGUUUUAGUUAAAAAUAUGAAGCUGCUUCUUCUAAGGUACCUGAAUUUAUCUAAUGCUGAAAACUGCAUAUUAACUUUCUUCUCUCUGUGGGAGAAUAUUAUAAGUGUUAAGGCAAACCUCUCUGUCAUCGACACAAAACCGUUUUACGCUGAUCUGCAAAGUUUUGUUGAUUUACUAAGAAAUACGAAUCUGCCGAGCCUAAUAUAUAGCCAUUUACUCAGUCUUUUCAACGAAGUCCUGUGUUAUGGUUCCACAUUGGCUCUGCAGGAUAUUCUACCAGAAGAGAUUUGCUGCUUAGCCCACUCCAUAGUUAGAUACGUAAAGGAUUUUAGACUACUCAAUGACGUCAGAGUACAGAGUAAUAGAAGUGGCUUUGGUUUCCUAGGCAACGAAUGCAGAGUCAUCAAUAACUUUACAUUGGGUUCAGAAGUAACGCCUUUAUCUACAUCUAUACAGCUGGUCGAUCAAAGUUAUGGCGACGGAGAUGAUUCCCAAUCUAAGAGUGAAGUGGACAAAACCAUGCUGCAAAGAAUGUCUCUUCUAGUUCUCAAAUCAGUAGCCGUAACGGUUAAAGAGAUGAGAUGCGAUUCAUCGGACAGCUCAAUAGAUUCCUCUGAUUAUAAUGCGAUACAGGACAUGCAAAUCGUUGAACGAUCAAUACGUGAUGUAUUGAAGAAGUUGGACGCUUUCAUAAGAAACAGACUAGAGUUCCAUCCGGAAACACCAUUUACGAAAAUGCUCAUACAUCUCUUUAGCGAACAAGACGAUUAUUUGAUUGAAUCUAUGGUGUGUACGUUGGACAUAACAGUGGGUAUUGUUUAUAGGAAUUCAAUGUAUCCAGAUCUGAUCCCUAUGCUGAAUCCUAUCAUGUCGUUUAUAGAAUUCCUAAAGGUCGUAUCACAUGACAGCGAUGUGCUACUAGAUUAUCUGGUGAGCAACGAAACAUGCUUUCUGUUGUAUCUGUUGAGGUUCUUAAAAUAUGUGCGUAGAAAUUGGCCAAAAUUCCUAGAGACGUGCCAACAUAUAGAUUCUGGUACGAGAGGCCUCGAUGAUACAAUGAGAGUACUGAUACGUUUGCGUUUACAAAUAAGUAGAUUAGUUUCAAAGUCACUGUUCCCGUACAAUAUCAGUCCAGUGUUGAGGCUACUGGAGGUUUGCGAGAGUUUGUACGAAGGUAACGAAUUUAGCUGAGAAUGCAAUACAGGCUGUUGCAAAUAAGUUGCAUUUUUUUUUCAACCAAUUCAUAACUUUUAAUUUAAUGCA
Messenger RNA from Aricia agestis (brown argus), 2731 nucleotides. RefSeq names its product protein lines (gene lin). Bases 260 to 2659 code for a protein of 799 amino acids. The transcript has 2 exons. Lineage: Eukaryota; Metazoa; Arthropoda; Insecta; Lepidoptera; Lycaenidae. The record is from RefSeq and is a predicted model, not a curated record.